Molecule: messenger RNA, 3200 nt
Organism: Trematosphaeria pertusa
Lineage: Eukaryota; Fungi; Ascomycota; Dothideomycetes; Pleosporales; Trematosphaeriaceae
Exons: 2
Coding region: 94-2943 (949 amino acids)
Biological process (GO): clathrin coat disassembly; clathrin-dependent endocytosis
Cellular component (GO): intracellular membrane-bounded organelle; vesicle; cytoplasm
Molecular function (GO): clathrin binding
Source: RefSeq, a predicted model, not a curated record
CUGGCAUUUGCGCAAGGUCUCCCACAACGCCCACAGUUAUGAUAUAACGUACGAUCCCAGCGUCCCCAAGACACGCUUUCCAACCAUCUUAAAAUGGACGAUCUUGCUGGCCUUGACUGGUCCGCGCCGCCUAAGCAGUCCUCGAAUACACCGCCGGCCUUCGCUCCUCUCCGACAGAGCCCCACUCCUCAACUCUCCGGUCGCUCUACCCCCCUCUCUGCGCAGCAAUCGGGAGGCAAUAGAGUCUUCAAAGCGCCUUCUAAACCGGCGACACCCGCCAAUGACAGCUUCGCCGGCCUCGUCUCGUUGAACAGCGCCAAAUCCGCGUCGAACAAUCUCUCGCUCCAAGAGAGGCAGAAGCAAUUACAAGAAGAGAAACUGCGGCAAGAGGCGGAACGAAGGAAGCAAUAUGAUGCGCAUUUUGGCGUUACAGACUCGAAGGUGUGGGAUAACCUUGGGAGUGGAAAGAGCACGCCUGACCCGGCGUCGUCUGGUCUACAACGGCCCGUCGCAAAUGCUCCCGGAAUGUCAAGUCUCUCUAAGACAAUUAACAAGCCUUUUGCUGGCCUAGAUACUCAUUCCAAGCGCCCCGUACAGUCUCCGCCCGUCGAAGACGACAUCCUCGCAGCCUUCAAUUCUAGCGCGCCCGUCGACGCGUCCAGCCAUUUCCCUCCUCCUUCGGUCAAUAGCGGUCGUAGUACCCCAGCGUAUAGUACACAAGCCUCCCGAGGCCAUACGCCACUCCCGCAAUCGUCCAACAAUACUUUUGUGGACGACGAUGAUGAUCUUUUUGGUCUCAAUAAACUGGCUCAGAAGCCCGCAGCCAUUUCCCAGCCUGCGCCCGCUCCAGCUGAUGGGGACGACGAUAUUCUCGGCUUGCUAGGAAAGCCCGUAUCUGAAUUUCAGAAACGACCGGAAGUGAGACCUAUGGUUGAUCAGCCACCGCCCGAAAUCGAACGUCAACCCUCUCCUAAUACCCUCAAUACUCAUGAUCAAGCCGUUGCGGAACUGGUGGAUAUGGGCUUUCCGGUAGACAAAUCCGCAAUUGCCCUUGCCACUACGGAGUCCGGCGUGGAUGUUCAAGCUGCGGUCGGAUGGCUGUUGAACCAGGCGCACGCCGAAGCGAAGCAAAAAAAACAGGAGGACAGCCAGGAGAGGCCUCGGCGAAGCCCGGAUGAAUUUGGCGAGCGUCCUCGCCGAAGCGGUAGUAGGCCGGGUGGAAGGGAUUCGAGCACAGGAGGAGCCAAGCCCGUGUGGAUGCGUGCUGAAGACGGCCGAAGUCGUUCCGGGCAACGCAGACCGGAGGGUCACACGCAGGAAAAGGAUGUCUCGCAGUAUGCAUCCGAGAUAGGCAGUAAUUUCUUGAAAUCUGCAAACUCCUUGUGGAAGACUGGCCAAAAGAAGAUGCAGAAAGCUGUAUCGGAGCUCCAGCAGGACAGCGAUCCGAGCGUACCAAAGUGGAUGCGAAAUACACACGGCGCAGGUGAUGAGGGACGUACUCAGUCAAGCAAAUCACGGAUGAAUAGGCCUCCAGAUGUCACUGAUGAAGCCAUGAUGUUGGCGGGUGGCCGGCCUAACAAACCUCCGCGUCCAAGCCACGUCCGCCAGGAACCCGACCCGCUACCGUUGCGACAAAGGCGAGAGCAGGAGGGAAUGCGUAACAGGCCUCCCAAUCGCACGUCAUCACAAUCUCCUUCGCAUCGGCAACCGCCUCCAAGUAUAGACAAACGGCCCGCUACGAAGCUGACCCGCCAGGACGUCGAAGAACAAAGCGCUCAAGCUUAUAUCAGCCCUGCGCGACGGAAGAAAACUACACCCCAACCAGUCUUGUUCUCCGAGCAGCCCGCCUCCUCUCCAUCUACGUCGCGUCAGCCAACACCGGCGCAGUCAAACAACCCUUUCUUACGGGCAACACCACCAGCAGCUACUACCAAAACAACCCCAAAGACAAGAAGCCCGGCAGUCACCCCUCCGCCACCGAAACCGCAGGCACCCCCUCGUCAGAUACCUCCUGCAUCAUCUUCAGCUCUCAACUCCUCUGCGUCUUACCGACAAAAAGGAUCAGAAGCUUUCAAGCGUGGUGACUAUACGGCUGCACAUGCCGCAUACUCUUCCGCACUAAGCCCUCUUCCUCAAACACACCCAGUGACCAUUAUUGUGCUAUGCAAUCGUGCAGUCACAAAUAUCAAGGUCGGCGAUCCGAAGGCUGCGGUUUCCGAUGCGGAUGCUGCGCUUACUAUAAUAGGAGCGUCAAAGGGAGAGGGCGAAAAGAUUGUUCUGGGUGGUACAGAGGGUGAAAAAGAUAUGAAGGAUUUCUAUGGCAGAGCACUCAUGCGGAAAGCCGAAGCCCUGGAGCACAUGGAGAAAUGGGCUGAUGCCGGUAAAGUCUGGAGAGAAGCGGUUGAGGCGGGUGUUGGCGGGUCAAUAAGUAUCCAGGGACGAACUCGAUGCGAAAAGGCUGUCAGUGGUAAUCAGGCUGCUGCCCCCGCAGCGGCAAAACGGCCUCCUCCACGAAAACCUGCAACGCCAAAGCCAUCCGCUCUUUCAGAGCUCGGCAGUGGGCCCGCAGCAGAAUCUGAAGCAGUUAAGAAGCUGAAGGCUGCGAAUGCGGCCGCAGAGAAAGCGGAUGAUGAGAAGUUCGCCCUGGCUGACCAUGUGGAUGCGAAGCUCGUGGCCUGGAAGGGUGCAAAAGCUGACAAUCUGCGGGCGCUUCUUGGAUCACUCGAUAAGGUGUUGUGGCCAGAGGCGGGGUGGAAUAAGGUCAACAUGGGAGACUUGGUCAUGCCCAAUAAGGUCAAGAUCGUAUACAUGAAGGCCAUUGCGAAAGUACAUCCUGACAAGAUCUCUCAGACAGCCACGACCGAGCAACGCAUGAUCAGUGCUGCAGUCUUCGCUACUUUGAAUGAAGCCUGGGACAAGUUCAAGAACGAGAAUGGGUUGUAGCCGCUGGAAUGGACGGAUUGCCAUUAGUGUAGCAUUUGGAUCGUCAGCGUUUCUUAGCGAGUAUAGAUUUGCAUGAUAUGAGUUAUGAGGGAAGAUGUACAGCUGAUGGUGAAGCUGUGAAAUGAACCACACCGUGCGGCUAGAUGCGGUUAGCCCUUCGGUACCUGCAGGCUGAUCCUGGCAAUUUCCCCCGGAUCUUGGCAUUACCCAAUUUUUCAGCCUCUGCGUCGACCUCGGGAUGAUUCACACCAUCUGGC